UCAGGGGGGUUGUGGUGGAUCUCCUACCUCCCGUCCGCUCCUCUCACACGCUGCUGGUAACAAAGGAGACAACAACAGGGAGAUGAUGGGUCCUCAGACAACAAGCCUGUCAGACAAACAAUAAGAAACACAACUGGUUUGUGGAGGUUUAUUCCUCACUGUUUAUUCUCCUGUUAGUUAAGUUCACAGGACAGUAACGGAGCUGCGCCCCCGGAGCGGGUUUAACACCAAAGCCUGUUUUCUCUCUCCGAAGCUAACCAUGUUGGACUGCCGACAGUAAAGCCGAAUGACAGAAGAGAAAGAGCAGGACAUGUCUGAGUGAAAUGGUGAUGAUGACAUGCUCAAAUUAACCUUUGCCCUGAAAGCCUGACCUCUGAUUGGUCAGGGCUGGGAGUGAACGCACCAAAAGGAAAGACUCCAGCCACCAUGUCUGUCCAGGAAGCAUCCCAGCGGCCCACGUCCCCUUCAGCCCUCAAACCUGGGGCCAAACCCAGACCGGAGAUCCCCCCGAAGCCUUCGACACAGCCCGGAUCCCCUCCUCUGGGAGACAGAGGCAGCAGUACCAGCCUCUCGGGAGGGAAGGUCAAGAGUAUCGUGGAAAAGUUUACCAGAGAGGAGUCGAAAGAGACAUCAAAUGAGCGGGUGGAGCGUCCCACCAAUGGUACGGCUAAAGUUAAACUAAGCAAGCGGUUCAAACGACCGCCCACAGUAAAGCCCAAACCGGGCCGGGCCAGUCUGCAGCUUCCGCUUGGAGGAGAGCAGGCGCCUCCACUGCCUCUGAAGAGGAGCCGAAUACCGCAUAAGCAGAAGGAGAGCGUUGGAGGAGAGGAGGUGGACAGCAUCAGCGUGGAAGGAGGGAGAUCAGCUCCUGAUGGAAAAGAGGUGGAGGUUCAGCCAAUAGGAGGAGAUGAAGCGGAGGUGGAGCGCAGUCCGGACACGCCUCUCAGUCUCUCCUGCGACCCGAGCUGUACCUGCGUAUGUCACGUCCAGUGGCCUGGCAUGAAACUAAUGUGGGUGCCUGUGGACGCUGCGGAGGACGGAGGGGGUGGAGAGGAGGAAGAGAUUUAUGAGGAGGAACUAAGGGAGGAGGACUGGGUGGAGGAGGAGUGGGAGGAGGGGGUGGAGGAGGAGUGGGAGGAGGAGAGGGGAGGGGAAGGGGACAGCGGGGCGGGGGAUGAGGUGGACAGGACUUCUGUGGUUGAUGAGAGUGAAAUGUUAAAAAAAGACAAAGCAAAGUUUCAUCAUUCUUUGGGUGUUUUGUUGGCGGAUGGUCACAGGAGACGCUCAGACCCGGGCCCUCACUCUGUCCUCACCUCCCUCGCUGUCACCCGCUCUCAGUCUCCACCUGUCCCCCCAAAACAGACGCAAUCCACCCACUUUAAACCCACACAUGAGGAGGAGGAGGAGAGUAUUUACGAGGCCACACUUCCUGUGAUUGACUCUGCUCCUAAAAAGACUCCACCUGUGUGUAAGGAGCUGGAUAUCCCUCUUAUUAAAGUACGCAAACCAGCCCGUUCCAAACUUUCCUACAGCACCUCAGACCCCACCUCAGAGUUUCAGAACAACAUAGAACCCGUGUCGAUCCCGCAGGACGUGCCGCCCGCCAUCCCUCCGAGGAUGCCUCUGACUCAGGAUAGCCGCAGCCUCACGCCGGUUCAUCGCGCUGGCAUUCCACUCCCCCAGCCCACGCUGGAGGAGUGGCGCAACCUGCGGCCGUCGUCCCCCAGCGGCUCGACCGGCAGUAGUCUGAGCCCCCAUAGAGCCUUAACUCCACCCCCACCCAGCCCUCACAGACCCCCACCUCCGCCGCCAAAGACGGACCCCAAGAGGCUGAGCAGUGCCUCGCUGCAGUCGCUCACACAGAGAAAAGAGGGAGGGGAGAAUGAAUGGAAUGCAGGAGAGAAAGAAGACACAGCGGAAGAAACUCGCCCAGAGAGGUCAGGCUCCCUCAGGAGGCAGACGUCGUUCAGCUGGGAGUCUCGUCUGCAGGAUGAGCCUCUCUACCAGACGUACCGCGCCACCGUCAUCACCAAGGAGAUCCGACGCCAGACCGUGUGCCGCAACAUCAGCAAAACCAGCGCCGACUACGCCACCGACUGGACGGCCCGUCGCUCCGGGACUGGAACCGGCGCCGGCACUGGGACUGGAACUGGUAACGGAGGACUCAUGAGCAGCCCCGUGCCCACGCCGGGCCAGAGCACCUUGUGGCAGGACCUCCAGGACGUUAGAGACAGCGGAGUCCUGGAGCAGCUCACCCCUGAGCAGUGCAAGUACCAGGAGAGUAUGUUUGAGGUUUUGACAUCGGAGGCCUCCUACCUCAGAUCCCUGCGAGUUCUGACCGAGCACUUCCUCGACAGCCGGGAGCUGGAGGACACGAUGAUCAUCAGAGACAGGAAAACUCUCUUCUCCAACAUCCUGCGGGUCAGGGAGGUCAGCGAGAGAUUCCUGAAGGACCUCGAGGACCGUAUUUUCAAAGACUUCAUCUUCCCUGACAUCUGCGAUAUUAUCCACUAUCACGCCCAGCACAACUUCCCUGCUUACAUCGACUAUGUCCGCAACCAGAUCUACCAGGAAAAGACCUACACCUCGCUCAUGAAAAACAACGUGCAGUUCGCUACGGUCAUCGCACGUCUGCAGGAGUCGCCUCAAUGCCAGCGGCUGCCCUUCAUGUCCUUCUUACUGCUGCCGUUCCAGCGAAUAACACGCAUUAAGAUGCUCAUUGAAAACAUCCUGAAGAGAACAAAGGAGAGGACGAACGAGGAGCAGACAGCCUCAAAGGCUUUGGCUUCAGUGUCAAAGAUCAUUAAUGAGUGUAACACGCAGGUUGGAAAGAUGAGACAGAUGGAGGAGCUGAUCCACGUCUCUCAAACACUGGAGUUUGACAAGCUCAAGGCCGUCCCGAUCAUCUCCCAGACUCGUUAUUUGGAGAAAAAGGGAGAGCUGCAGGAAAUGUCCAAAGGAGGAACUCUUUUCAACAUGAGGGCAAAGUUCACGCCCAUCUACCUCUACCUCUUCAACGAUCUACUCAUCAUCACAGCCAAGAAAGGAGCAGAGCGGUUUGUUGUGCUCGACCACGCCCACCGCUCUCUGGUGCAGGUGCAGCCAGUAGAUGAAGGUGGGAGUGGCGGCAGCCCUCUUGAGCACUGCUUCAACCUGACGCUGCUGGAAAACCACCAGGGGCGCAUAAUGGAGAGGCUGAUCAAAGCUCCAUCUCAGUCAGACAUGCACAGGUGGAUGGCUGCGUUUCCAAACCCCACCAACCCCGACGGAGACGACGAUGAAGUGAUUUACGAGGACUGGGAUUGUCCGCAGGUGCAGUGUGUGGAGCCGUACAUCGCCCAGCAGGCAGACGAGCUCACCCUGGAGCCCACUGAGAUCAUCAACAUCAUCCGUAAAACGAACGAGGGCUGUUACGAAGGCAUCCGCCUGUCGGACGGUCAGAAGGGCUGGUUCCCCUCAGGAAACGUCAUAGAGAUCACCAACGAGCACGUGAGGCGGAGAAACCUGCGAGAGCGCUACAGGGUCAUGCAGGCGGCAAGCAUGGUCACCAUCAGCAAGGCCAACACCAGCAGUUAGGGUUUAGAUUUGUCAAAGAAGUGAGCUGUGUACGUAGAGUAUUCAGGGAAUUUUAAAGGUAUUGUUCUUACAAGCAGGAAGUGAAAGAAGACUGACUCUCAUGAGACAGCAUAACAGAUCUACAAUCAUCCCCCUAUCUAUUGUAUACUAAAGGAGCACUUACCGCAAGCUGCUGGGCGUGUGUGGUAGAUCAUUUACUGACACUUUAUGUGCAUGUGUGCAUUCAAAAACAAAGAUCAGCGUCCUGCAGCACUACAGCUGCAGAGUCGAGCUCUUCUUUAGAGCAUGCAGUCGUGCAUUAACGUCAAUCACUUUUUGAAAUGCUGAUCAUUUUAUCUGCUGCUCGGCAAAGAUUGUAGACAUUUCAGAUCUACAGCCAAGAAAAAGAUCUUGAUGUUCCCGCGCUGUACCUCCUCUUAUAUCAUAGUGGUCACGUGUGCACACACACACACACACCCGUUAAAAUCUUCUCGUCCCUGCCAUGAACAGGCUGUCGUGUGUCGUCAAGGAGACGAGAGCACAGGAUGCAACACGUUUGACGCUACAGUUGUAAAAACAAAACACACCCUGACUGAAAUAGAAGUGUUGAAUUGAACUCACAGCGAGACUAAUCUAAUCAGGAAGUGCCUUUGAAUCGACUCAAAACGCAGAACAAAUAUUUAAGACUUCCGGUACGAUCACAUAGAGCAGAGAGGAUUUUAAAAUGCAUGUCAAUGUGAGCUAGACUGUACUGCCAUUACAGUUUUGUGCUGUCCACUAGCUCGUUAGCUUGUGCCAUUGUAGUUUAAUACUGUAGCGCCCCCUGCUGCUUGUUGUCAUGAAAGCUGGGUAAUCUUAUGUGGAAAUGCUGUAACUGUAUAAAGUGUUGUAAAUAAUGAGUAGGGGAUUCUCUCCUUCAAAACAGUUGUGGUGCUUUUAAUAAAAAAAUGUCACUUUUU
Labrus mixtus (cuckoo wrasse) is the source of this 4514-nucleotide messenger RNA. RefSeq names its product Rho guanine nucleotide exchange factor 15b (gene arhgef15b). The coding region runs from base 427 to 3576 and encodes 1049 amino acids. Gene Ontology annotation, molecular function: guanyl-nucleotide exchange factor activity; protein binding. Lineage: Eukaryota; Metazoa; Chordata; Actinopteri; Labriformes; Labridae. The transcript is spliced from 16 exons. Gene Ontology annotation, biological process: activation of GTPase activity. The record is from RefSeq and is a predicted model, not a curated record.